Molecule: messenger RNA, 429 nt
Organism: Striga asiatica
Lineage: Eukaryota; Viridiplantae; Streptophyta; Magnoliopsida; Lamiales; Orobanchaceae
Source: the annotation of a GenBank genome assembly
AUGAUCGUCCUCAUGCGAAGAAGAAGAAGACUCGGGAUUCAUGUGUUGCUUGGCAGCAUUCAUCUGUUGGACUGGCGGAGGAUCUAUGACAGUGGCUUCAGACGAGAUGGCUUCCGAAAGAUGGUGCCUCAUCUCCCUAUGCUCCUGGCAUAUGGCACACCAGUGGAGGCAACAAUGCACCAUGCAUGGAUCGCAAGUAUAGAUGCCGCAAACCCACCAUGCGAACAACAAACCUUCAGUAAGAAGGCAGGCUGUGUCGGGAUCUAUACCAUGAGAUGCAGCUGUCAAUGUGGCAAGGGCAAUUCCUCCCUCGACACAUAUUGCGUGACCAAUGCAUGCGCUUUGCUGAGUUAUGUCUUCGUUGCCACAUUGCGCCCGAAUAGCACACAAGGGCAAAACAGUCCAGUUAUGCCUGGAAUAUGUGAGAAA